Molecule: messenger RNA, 1170 nt
Organism: Olea europaea var. sylvestris
Lineage: Eukaryota; Viridiplantae; Streptophyta; Magnoliopsida; Lamiales; Oleaceae
Product: probable plastid-lipid-associated protein 7, chloroplastic
Exons: 7
Coding region: 171-962 (263 amino acids)
Source: RefSeq, a predicted model, not a curated record
CAGUAUGAAUGGUACUAACCCUCGUGUGGGGUGUAAUCUGCCGCCGAAAGACACUUGUCUGAACCUCAUGGAGUUGGUCAAGAUUAACAAAUUAGUACGAAGAUAGAGCCUUUUGGCAUUGAUUCUUAACUUCAUCUUCAAAGAGAUCAUAAACCAAUUUAGUUCGAGUGAUGGCCACAUAUUUUAUACAACCUCCAAUCCCAGCUUCACACGUGUUAUCUUCAAAACCCUGCGCCAUAAAGAUGAUGAAACUUCAUGGUGCACUCUUGGCCACUCACCAAUUGAACAAGAAGUGCAUCAGAUUUGGGCUCAAUUCUUCCGUUAAAGCAGCAGAACAGAGUUCUGAAUUAGUUGCUGACGAAAAGAUAAUACCAGAAGAACCUGCCAAGAUUAAAAGAGACCUUUAUGAUGCAUUACAAGGCAUCAAUAGAGGCAUUUUUGGAGUCACAUCAGCAAAGAAAACUGAGAUUUUGAAAUUGGUUGAACUACUGGAAUCUCAAAAUCCAAAUCCUGAACCAACUUCAUGCUUAGAAAAGGUUUCUGGAAGUUGGAAGCUUAUUUAUAGCACCAUUACCAUCCUGGGGUCGAAAAGAACGAAACUCGGAUUGAGAGAUUUCAUCUCUUUGGGAGAUUUUGUCCAGUCUAUUGACGUUGUUGAGGGUAAAGCAGUUAAUGCAGUCAAGUUCAGCGCCAAAGGUCUGAAUCUGUUCAACGGGCUGCUAACUAUUGAGGCCUCCUUCAAGAUUGCUUCAAAAUCAAGAGUUGAUAUCAGUUACCUUAAGUCAGAGAUCACGCCGGAGCAGUUGAUGAAUGUAUUCAGGAAAAACUACGAUCUUCUUCUCUGCAUUUUUAAUCCGGAGGGCUGGCUCGAGAUUACAUAUGUAGACGAUUCUUUGCGAAUUGGGAGAGAUGACAAAGGAAAUAUCUUCAUCUUAGAGAGAGUCGAAGAUAGUACAUUGUAAACAUUUUCAAACUUCCUUUUCGGCAUUUUGAUAAUGAUUCAAGCAGCAUAUAAACAGAAUUAAGGUAGAGCUUCAGGGCUUAUUUUUUCUUAUAAAUGAACUUUGUUGAACAUCAUAUUCCCAUUGUCCAAAGGGAACUGUUACUGUGCAUUCUAGAAUAGAAUCUUUAAUGGCUCAAUUUGCAAUAAGAAGGAAAUGAAUUUGAUCA